AUCAUUCGCGAUGGAUCCAUGAGCAACAUCUUGGGUGUGCAGGAGAAUCUUAUCGAAGCCUGUCUAGAAAUGCAAGCGUAUGCUGACGUUCAGGCCUUACUUGUGCGAUAUGAUGGCUUUGACUUGAGAGAACCGAGGUCGGCUGUACUCAGUUAUACCUCAGCUUUAUUGAAAGCUAGGGCUGUAGCAGACAAUAAAUUGAAAUAUCGUUUGUUGCGGACAUAUCUACGAGAAGAGGUCUGUCUUCAGCUGAAGCAACUGCUAUCGAAGCGAUUACUCGAGCUAUUGAAAAUGCGUCCAAUGAUUCUCCCACCUGAACACUAUCUGAAACGUGGUGACUCGGAAGCCAUUGCCUAUGCUUUCUUCCACAUUCAGCAUUGGAAAAGGAUUGAUGGAGCUCUGCAACUGUUGCAGUAUACUUGGAAAGGAGCUUGGCAUGAAGUUUCGGUGUUUCCGAAGAAGGAGAGUCCUGUAUGGGCACUGCUGCAAACUUUAACGUGCCUUGCAGUAUGUGCUAUUGCUCUUCUCAUACACCAUUACCCUACAAGUACAUUUGAAGCUCUUCAUUUUGCUUUCUCUGCAGGCCUAUUGGGUGCUCAACGUCUCGUAGCCCAUUUCUAUCAUUGGAUUCCUGAAAACGUGAUUGGUUUACUAGCUUCAAAGCCAGCUCAAGUAGUCGUCGAGAAUAUGUAG
This is a messenger RNA of Strongylus vulgaris, 693 nucleotides long. NCBI's taxonomy places the organism in Eukaryota, Metazoa, Nematoda, Chromadorea, Rhabditida, Strongylidae. The record is from the annotation of a GenBank genome assembly.